Molecule: messenger RNA, 2277 nt
Organism: Monoraphidium neglectum
Lineage: Eukaryota; Viridiplantae; Chlorophyta; Chlorophyceae; Sphaeropleales; Selenastraceae
Product: Pentatricopeptide repeat-containing protein
Exons: 9
Coding region: 1-2277 (758 amino acids)
Molecular function (GO): protein binding
Source: RefSeq, a predicted model, not a curated record
AUGUGCAACCAGCCGCGCGAGGCGCUGGGCGUGUACCAGGAGCUCCUCGCCGAGAACUUCGCGCCCAACUCGACGACGUACAACGCGCUGAUCAGCGCCUACGGCAAGCUGGGGCAGCUGGACAAGGUCCUCGAGGUGUACAAGGACAUGGUGUGGAAGGGCCUGGAGCGCAGCGUCAUCACGUACAGCAGCCUCAUCAGCGCCUGCGAGAAGGCCGGCCGCUGGGAGACGGCCCUGCAGCUCUUUGACGAGAUGACGCGCGACGGCUGCAGCCCCAACACGGUCACCUACAACUCCCUCAUCACCGCCUGCGGCCAGGGCUGCCAGUGGGAGAAGGCGCAGGCCGUCUUUGAGCAGAUGCCCGCCACCGGCUGCACGCCGGACGUCGUCACCUACACCUCCCUCAUCUCGGCCUAUGAGCGCGGCGGCCAGUGGCACCUCGCGCUGCAGGCCUUCCAGCGCAUGCUCGCGCAGGGAUGCCGGCCGGACGCCAUCGUCUACAACGCGAUCAUCGACGCCCUCUGGCAGACCGGCGUUGUGUGGGCACAGGCCACCGCGCUGGAGCUGUACCACUCGGCUGUCAAGCAGGGCCACUUCCGCGCCCCCCGCGUCAACGGCCCCGGCGAUGGCAGCGGGACGGGCAGCCCCACGGCAAACUCUCCAGCGGCGUUCGCGCCCGGCGGCCCCGGCGGCCCCAGCGGCCCCGGCGGCCCCGGCGCCGGCGCGCCGCUGGGGGGCGCGGGCGGGGGCCGUGGGGAGCUCAACCUGCACGCGCUCACGGCCGGCGUGGCCAUGAUCAGCCUGUACCUGUGGCUGUGCGACCUGCGGGACGUCGUGACGGCGCGCGGCGACGGCGCGCUGCCGGCGGCGCUGGCGAUCGUGACUGACGCGGGCAGCAACAGCAAGGAGCAGGGCAACUUCAUCAUCAAGGAGGCCGUGUCCACCAUGAUGGCCUUCUGGGGCGCGCCCUUCAAGCCCUCCCAGGACAGGUCUUACUUGGGCCUGCUGGAGGCGUCGGGCCCGGCGGUGGCGCAGUGGGUCCGCACCGACGCGUUCUCCGCCCAGCUGGCCUCCCUCUUCCCCGCCUCGGCCGCGCCGCCGCUCGGCGCCGCCGACGCGGCCGCCGUGCUGGCCCACGAGCAGGCGGCGCGCGGCCAGUGCGACGAGGCGUUUGCCGCGGUCGCGCGCUUUGAGGCCAGCCACAGCCUGCAGCUGGGCAGCAUGGCCGGCGCUUACCUCGGGCAGCGCACGGGCCUCGUGUCGUCCAUGCUUGAGGCGGGCGCUGCGCUGGGCCUGAAGGACGAGGUGGUGCACGACGGCGUGCUGCUGCUGGACAGGACCCUCAGCUCUGUGCAGCAGGCCCCUGCCGAGCUGCUCCCCCUAGUGGCCGGCGCUGCGCUCCGCCUGAGCGCCGUGCAGGGCGAGGGCGCCGCCGGCGCGCCGCCUACGGCCGCGGUCGCGGCGGCGGCGGGGCUGGACGCGACGUCGCUGGGCGUGAUGGAGGGCAACGUGGCGCGGCUGCUGGGCGGCGACGCGACGGCCAUCUCUGCGAUGAGGUGCCUGAAGGUCUACCUGGAGCGCAUGGGGUACAGGUUCCUCGACCGCCGCGGCAUCUACGCCGUGGCCGGCCUCCCCAUCAUGCUCGCCGUCGAGGCCGCCUUCGACAUGAGCCUUCUCAACUGCCGCCCCUCGGCCGUGGCUGCUGCGGUGCUCUACGCGGAGCGCCGCCAGCGCGGCGCGGUGCCGUUCUGGCCGACCAUGCUGGCCAAGAUGACGGGCUACGAGGACCUGGUUACGCCGGAGCUGGCUGUCGCCGUGCACGCCGCGCAGAAGCUGUGCCGCAAGGUGCUCUACACGCAGAUUUACAAGGCGCAGGCGACGGGCCUCGCGGCCGGCGCGCGUGGCGGCGGCGCGGUCAGCGGCCCCGCGGCCCAGGUCGCGCCGGUGGCAGUGGCGGCGGCGCAGCCGCAGCAGCAGCUGCUGCUAGCCACGGCGCGGCAGGCGGCGGCGGUGGCGCUGCAGCAGGCGCCGUUGGGCCACCAGUGGGUGCCGAUCGCGCCCGCGCCCGCGAGCGCCCCCCUCCAGCAAUUCCAGGCGCUGGCGCCGCUGCAGCGGCAAGUGUCGGUGGCCGCGGUCCCGGCCUGUGCCCCCGCCCCGGCCCCUGUCGCUGCAGACGACGGGCCGCUGCUUUUUGAGAGCCUCGCGCUGUCACUGUCGUCCCUCGGUCUCGGCGGGGGCGACCUGUCGGCCGCUGCGCUGGGUGCGGCGCUGCAGUGA